Molecule: messenger RNA, 1698 nt
Organism: Caenorhabditis elegans
Lineage: Eukaryota; Metazoa; Nematoda; Chromadorea; Rhabditida; Rhabditidae
Gene: K09C4.5
Product: Major facilitator superfamily (MFS) profile domain-containing protein
Exons: 16
Coding region: 44-1618 (524 amino acids)
Biological process (GO): hexose transmembrane transport; transmembrane transport
Cellular component (GO): membrane
Molecular function (GO): transmembrane transporter activity
Source: RefSeq, marked reviewed
CAGUUCAGUUUCAUUUAACUUUUCUAUCACACCAUUAGCAAUCAUGUUAUUCAAUGCGCCUCCGAAUAUUAUUUACAUGCUAUUGUGUUUUUUACUGAUGGAUAUCAGCAAUACAGUAUUAAUGCUCCUUUUUCCAACUUUGGCAGAUAUUAUAAAUGAGAUGAACAAUCACACAUUGUCAGCUCAUUUUGGAAUUGAACCGACUAUUGCAAAUGUCAAUGUGAUGAACUCUAUGAUUACGGGGGCAAGUACGGUAGGAUUAUUUGUUUCUCUGUUUGUUCUUGUGCCAUUUGCGGAAACAAAAGGACGAAAAUAUACCGUUGUCUAUUUCCGAUUCAUUAUAUCAGUAGUUUCAUCACUGUGCAUCAUUAUGUCAGCUUUAUUUCAAGCCUCCGAAUUUUUUAUCCUUGGUUCAGCGGUUAAUGGUUUACAGUUACCAAUGCGUAUGUUCGUAACAAUGCUUUUCAUAACAGAGUGUGCACCCGACAAAUAUCGAGGUUUCGCCUCCACCGCGUUAAUUUUCUCUGACGUUAUCGGUCAAGUUAUAAUGUUUUCAAUUGCAACACCAAAUGUUCUCGGAAGGGCAAACACAUGGGUUAUCUUCCCGUUGGCAGUUUUGAUGAGUUCUACAGUAAUUUUUUUCAUGACUCUGCGGUUACCAGAGUCGCCAAAAUGGCUAGUCAGACAGAAUAAGAUUGAAGAAGCGUCACGAGCGAUUGAGUUUUACCAUGGCGAAAACUGUUGUCUGAAUGAAGUCGUUUCGUCAUACAUAAAGGAGAAGAAUUUGACACAGGAAGAUCAAAUUUCCCUCCGCCAAGUUUGGGAGAACGAUACAAUGCGCGAGGCUUUAAAAGUGCUCUGCUCAGUUUCACUGUUUCUAGUUCUCGAUUCUGGAGUUAUUCAAGGUGUCUACACAGUACUCCUCCACAAAACUGCCGGAUUCACAGUUCAAGAAGCUUUGAAUGUAAAUCUAGUACUUGUAAUAAUCUUCCUCCCAACCAGAUUUGUUGGAACAUACAUCAUCGACCACUUGGGAAGGCGACCAGUUAUGUUGAUUGCAGGAAUAAUUGUAUAUUCGAAAACUUGGUUGAUGUUAUCAACUCAAUUUAUAAUUUAUUUUGUUGGUCCAAGUGUUCUGACCAAAUGGUUAUAUAUUGGUGUAGAAUGUCUAUCUGAAUCAUCAUUAGCCACUGGAGUCACUUCUCUCGGAAUUCUUUUCAUCUCCGAACUUUUCCCUCCAUCAGCACGAACCUGUGUUGCACAAGCACUCAUUCUAGUCACCAUGACAAUCAAUUUACCCAUUAUCUCUAUUUUCCCAAUAGUUUACUCGUUCUUUGGGCCCGGUUUUUUUAUUAUUCAUGUUUUCAGUCAGUUCUUCUUUGGAGCCUAUCUUUAUCGGCAUAUGCCUGAAACUCGUGGAAGAGCUGUCUAUGACAUCAUUGAAUCGUUGGACCAAGAAGUGGCGUCAAGGACAGCUUCAUUUCUGGAAGAAACAACACCCUUGGUCAGAAAAAGAUCGAGCACACUGGCCUACAAAAGAAACAGCAUACUCAACACUUCUCGCACACGGGCACUAACCUUUGAUCAUAAUUUGAUACCGUCGGGCGAGUGGAAUUAACAAAACCUGCGAUGUUUGCUUGCUUCAUUGCCUUUUUUGUACAUAUUGUCACGUCUCUCUUUAAAUAAAUGAUUUCUUCG